AUGAGCCGCAUGUUCGUAGGACUCGAGACGUCGUUUGUCCAUGAUUUAGCUGCAACGCUGGACAAGAUUAAUGAAGACAAGAUGAAUGGCGUUGCAGCGCCGCUUUUCCAUCCUCGUUUCAAACGUGAUGACCACGAGCUCUCGGACAACCGCGACGGACCACAAACACGCUCGGAUCUCGUCAUAGAUUCUCGUUGCUGGACGACGUCAGUAGUGGGCAAUAUCUCCAGGUGGAUCGACAUGGAUGCUGCUACACUGGACGUUCGAUUGAGUGCGGAGAAGGCCUUUAAGCAAGAAAUAUUCUGUGCCUCGCACUUCUCCGUGCCGGCUGUAAUGCUGCCAACGCCGCGUCAUAGCCACAACUCUUCCAACUACGCGCGCGUCCUUAAUCAUUCGCUUACGCAGGCACAAUAUCUCCAGUUUUGGGUGCGUAUCCCGUUGACAGCGAGACAGCAGUCGAAUGCCAAGGAACCUAUGGAAGCAGCCCCUAUUGAGGGUCUUAGUGCUGCUGCCAUGAUGGAGACAGACGAAAAAAAGGAUGGUGACUUGACGGAUCCAUGGGAAGUAUGGGACUCAUUACGCGCUCGCUGCGAGUACAAUCCGAAAGUGUAUGUGGCGCUGGAAAUCACGGCAGACCUACCUAGUAACGAGGAGAUUCAGCGCUGGCUUGGUGAACCAGUUAAGGCAGCGAUUAUACGAACGGAUGUUUUCCUGACAAACCGUAAGGGAUACCCGGCGCUGUCUCAGCGACACCAAGCGCUUAUGGCGCAGCUUUUCCAGUACAAGAUCCAGUUUUACUUGAGUGGGCGGCCCCGCCAUCAUGGAAAGAUCCUGCCGUAUGUGCAAUACCUGCACUAUCUGUUCAGUAAACUUCCAAGUAAGGAUCAAAAGUCGCAAUUUGAGGCGCCUUAUCUAGACUGCCUCCAGGCGCCUCUACAGCCUCUUAUGGACAAUUUGGAAUCGCAAACGUACGAGACGUUUGAGCAGGAUGCCUUCAAGUAUGAUCAAUAUGAGAAAGCUAUUACCAAGGUAUUAGCGCAGACCCCCAAAGACAAGGAAUCCGUUGUGAUAGUUGCUGGCGCCGGGCGUGGACCGCUCGUACGCUGUGCUAUUCGUGCCGCCACUGGCGCAAACCGCAAGAUACGUAUUUACGCUGUGGAAAAAAAUGCAAACGCAAUCAUCACUCUGCGCAACCUCAAGAUUUCAGAGAAAUGGGACAACGUCUCAAUCGUGGCAUCAGACAUGCGUAACUGGCGCUCAAAUGAGCGCGCUGACAUUAUGGUGAGCGAGCUUCUUGGAUCCUUUGGUGACAACGAGCUGUCCCCAGAGUGCUUGUACGGCGCUCAAGACUUGUUGCACGAGAAUGGUGUCAACAUUCCGCGUGAGUACAGGUCCUUCUUGACGCCUGUGAUGUCUUCAAAACUUUGGAAUGAGGUGAAGGGUUACGACACACUCAAGAGCUUUGAAACGCCCUACGUCGUGCGGCUACACAACUUCUACGCGUUGGCGCCCACCCAGAGCUGCUUCCAGUUCACUCAUCCAAAAUUCAACACACGGAUUGACAACAGGAGACAAGUAGAGCUUCGCUUUACCGCCGCGGAGAGUGCUGUCGUCCACGGGCUUGCAGGCUACUUUGAUGCCGUGCUAUACGAUGACGCUACACUAAGUAUCGAGCCAGAAACGCAUUCCGAUGGCAUGUUCAGUUGGUUCCCUCUUUACUUUCCGUUGCGCCAGCCGCUGCGUGUUCAGAAAGGCGAGGAGCUUGUCGUGCACUUUUGGAGACAAGAGUCCAACAACCGUGUCUGGAAUGGGCAAUGGCACUGUUAA
Peronospora belbahrii is the source of this 1827-nucleotide messenger RNA. NCBI's taxonomy places the organism in Eukaryota, Oomycota, Peronosporomycetes, Peronosporales, Peronosporaceae. The record is from the annotation of a GenBank genome assembly.